AUGAGGAGCAGCUAUAGCAUUCAGUCACAUCUUCUUCUGCUCUGUGGCCUAAUUUCACUUACAACACAAAAAGACGUACCAGACGCCUUCAGAUUUCCGCCUAGUGAAGCAGUGGACAAUGUUAAUCCGCUUAUUGGCAAUGGUGGGGACUCUCCAAAUGGGUCUGGAGGCAUGAUUCCGUCAACUUCGCCCCCAUUUGCCAUGACACGAUGGGUGGCCCAAACAUCUGAGAACUACGUAUCUGUCACUCCAUAUAAUUACACUGCGACAUCAAUCCAUGGCUUUCAAGCAACCCACCAACCAGCCAUCUGGAUGGGUGAGAGCGGUCAAGUGGUAAUAUCUCCAGGCGCCGGUCAGGUGCAACCUAAAUUCGACAAUCGAGGCAUGAGUUUCACUCACGAGAACGAAGUUAUCACUGCUAGUUACUACAGUGUGAACAUGAAUGCUAUUGAAGGGGGUCAAAUUUUAGCCGAACAAAGCUCUACUUCUCGUGUCGGACACCUCCGCUUCACGUUCAUUGAUACCCGUCAACCUUACGUUCUUGUUGAGGCUACUCGGGCUAGCGUUCUCGGGUCUUCAGACUCGCAUAAUCUGACUUAUCCUCAAGGUUCUAUAUUCAUUAAUCCUGACACUCGCGAAAUUUCUGGCAACAAUCCUGAGCGUCAGGACUUCAUUAUUGCGCCUGUUUCGACACCUGCAAAACAUUGGAGCGGAUAUUUCUGCGCGCGCUUCGACCAGCCUUUCGCCUCAUGGGGCGUUUCCAAAAAUAACACUCUUUUUGAUGGCCAGACAAGCGGCAAUGGCACACUUCUAUCAGGAUAUGUGUCAUUCUCACCUGAAGUGGUGGAAGUCAGUGUCAGGAUCGGCGUUUCAUUCAUUUCUGUUGAGCAAGCUAGAAAGAACUUAGACAUGGAGGUACCUGAUGGGAAUACGCUAGAAGACACAGCGACGGCGACUCGAUCAGCUUGGGCUGAGAAAUUGGAGUUGAUCAAGAUCAAAGGUGCUUCCAAAGAUCAACUGCAAACUUUUUACACCGCGUUUUUUCACACAUUGCAGUAUCCUUACGAGCAGAGCGAAUAUGGACAGUACUACUCAGGAUACGAUGAUGCCGUGCAUCAAGGAAUAUCAUAUACUGGAUACUCGAACUGGGACACAUUUCGUGCCGAAUGGGCAUGGCUUAUUUUAUUUGCGCCCGAAAGGAUACCAGGUAUGGUACAGAGUAUGUUGCAGGACUACAAAGAGGGUGGUCGACUCCCAAUGUGGAAGAACAUCGUUGAGACGAACAUCAUGGUCGCAACUCACGCAGAUUCCCUCAUUGCAGAGGCUGUCUUGAAAGGCAUGGCCGGGUUCGAUUUAGAGACCGCGUGGGAGGCUGUUUAUAGCGAUGCAACGGUGCCUCCGGUCAAUGAUACAACUACUGUAUACUUUGAUCGUCAGGAAAAUGUCGAUUAUGAAGUUCGUGCUGGCUUGACUUCGGUCUACGAAGAGAAGGGCUGGGUUGCAGACGACAUCCAUUCCGAAUCAGCGUCUCGAACCCUAGACUAUUCUUAUGACGAUUUUGCCGUAUCUGUGCUAGCAGGUCUCCUCAAUAAAAGCGAAGAGGAACGGUUUUUCCGACAGCGCUCACUGCAAAAUCCCUUUACUAUCUUCAACUCACUUACUGGUUUUAUGGAAGCACGCAACGCAAGUGGUGCAUGGGCGGGUCCCGAUAACGGGUGGACGGAAGGCGAUAAAUGGGCUUAUACAUCUGACGUGAUACACGAUACACCGGGAUUGAUCACUCGCAAAGGCGGUAACGCGACGUUUGUGAAAUUCUUGGACGAGCACUUUGAUGGUGGCCACAAUGAUCAUACCAACGAGCCAUCCCAUCAUAUUCCCUACCUAUAUUCCCUUGCUGGAGCUGCGUCAAAAUCUCAAUCACGUAUCCGCCAGAUUGCAGAGUCAAACUACAACGCUUCCGUCAAUGGCCUCUCCGGGAAUGAAGAUUGCGGCCAGAUGAGCGCGUGGUAUUUGUUUAGUGCAUUGGGAUUUUACCCUGUAAACCCUGUGUCAGGGUUGUAUGUGGUCGGGUCUCCAUUUUUUGAUGAAGUAGAGAUCCAAUUCCCAUUAUCUAACGCCACCGGCCUGAAAAUCAUUGCGGAGGGCGCACCGUCAAAACCAUUCGUAAAUUCGCUUACCAUCAAUAGCGCGGAUAUACCCAGCCCUAUCAUUUCGCACAACCAAAUACUCGACGGGGGCAGAUUUGAGUUCAUAAUGUCCAGCCGACCACAGGCCUGGGGGAGUAGCACUUUGAACAACAAUACAGAUUUAACCAACGAGCAAGGCAAAUCGCCACAAUACUACAUACAUGGACCUUGA
This is a messenger RNA of Suillus plorans, 2358 nucleotides long. RefSeq names its product glycoside hydrolase family 92 protein. Gene Ontology annotation, molecular function: carbohydrate binding; peptide-N4-(N-acetyl-beta-glucosaminyl)asparagine amidase activity. Lineage: Eukaryota; Fungi; Basidiomycota; Agaricomycetes; Boletales; Suillaceae. Gene Ontology annotation, cellular component: cytosol; nucleus. The transcript has 16 exons. Gene Ontology annotation, biological process: protein deglycosylation; protein quality control for misfolded or incompletely synthesized proteins; glycoprotein catabolic process. The coding region runs from base 1 to 2358 and encodes 785 amino acids. The record is from RefSeq and is a predicted model, not a curated record.